This is a messenger RNA of Schizophyllum commune H4-8, 880 nucleotides long. RefSeq lists its product as uncharacterized. Bases 76 to 510 code for a protein of 144 amino acids. The transcript has 3 exons. Lineage: Eukaryota; Fungi; Basidiomycota; Agaricomycetes; Agaricales; Schizophyllaceae. The record is from RefSeq and is a predicted model, not a curated record.
AGCCACCGCCUGCUCCAUAGUGCACUCCCCUGCACAUCUCCUCCAUCCAUUUCGCUCCUUGCCCAGCCCGCCACCAUGUCUUCCGUCGACGACAUAGCCACCCAGUUCGCCGCCCUCGCCGUCAGCUCAGGCUGGCAACAGGGCUCGAGCCGGUACAGGCGGGAGCGCCGCACCUUCAUCGCCGACGCCGUUGUCACCGGCUUCCGCACGAACUUUGGAAGUAACGAGGCGGAUCUCAGCGCCUGGCGUCGAUUGUGCACCACGGUCGGCGUGGGGGGCGCGGAGGCGUUUGGGAGCAUUGGGGAGUGUAAGAGGGCCCUCAAAGGCACCUUCGUCAACAUCGUCGACCUCGUCGACGCGGCCAAUGCGGGCAAGACUGUAUCCAAAACAUUCAAGUCUGCCCAGAAACUGAGGGCGUACUCACGGAAGCCCAAAGAGGAGAAGAUAUUCCCGAAGAAGCGCGCAAAGAGCAACCCGCUGCUGAAGUUCUUCCUCAUUGUCAUGUUCUGAGGGACGUGUUCGUCAUGCUCUUAAGGGUCGUAUCUGAUAUGCUCUUGAGAGUCGCACUCGUUAUGUUCUGAGGGUCGUCUUCAGGUCCUGGAGCUCAUCAUGACCACGCUCGGCGACUUCGUCGUCCUGCUGGCCCCUUCCAUAUCAUGGUAUAUAUUGUACUGAACCCGUUCUUGAUUGAAUGUUAAUCCGCCACCACUGGCACCUGUACAUCUAUCCACAACGCCAUCCUAAGAACCGGACCUCGUCAGUGUCGAUAACCAGCAAUGCCGGCCAUUGUAAGAUCAUCUUGGCUAUUUGCGCGUGCAGACGCCAGCAAAGAUUCCCAGCGCCUCCAUACCUCCCAGCGCUUGACUCAGGCGCAUUCCCG